CUUGGCUGAGCACAGAGGUUGAGAGUAACAGGUACAGUGGCAACUGGCUGGCAGCGACGAGCGCUUCCUUUGUGGUACUGGCGUAGGCGUGACGCCAUGUUGUGAAAAGUGUCUGGCGAAAAGUGAAAAAUUCGCACGGAAAACUGCACUCGAACGUCGCGAAAAUAAACAAAAAACCCCAGAGCAAUCCAAAUUUAAAUUCAAAUUCUAGUUUACGAGAGGGUGGCAGCUGCUAGCGAGCCGAUGGCCAAACGAUUUGAAGGACCCGGUGGUGGGGCGAUGGCGGUGCUGCUGGUGGCAGCGGUGGUGGUGCAGUGCAUCCAGGCGACUCCGCAACGCACCGCCGCCUUUUCGCUGCAGGCGGCCGUGGACGAACUGCAUCGAAGGGAGGCGGCCAAGUAUCCACUGAACGCCCCACCGCCACCCAAUCUGGACGAGUGGGACGAAGAUGGCGAUUUGUUUGGCAAGAAUAGGAAUCGGAAUCGCCAUCGAGUUAAUAAGGCACUUGGCAAGUACUUAGAACGCGACGAGGACAACUACGGCCAGGAUCGCAACCUGGGACUGGGAUUGGGUCUGGGCCUGGGCCUGGGAUUCGAGAACGGAGCAGACGACUUGGGCGUCAAUAAUCUGCCAUUGGGCGAUGAGAAGAGAAAGCGCUUCUCCUCAUUUCGGGAACGUGACGAGCAGUUCGAUGGACCCGUUCCAUCGGCUUUCCGUGAGCGCGAGAACCAGCCAUUGAACGCAGAGCCCGCGCACAAUGAGCUGACGGAGCAGUUCCUGCGCGAGAUCGAGGAGGCCAGGGACCGUGAUGCAGUGCGUCAGUGGUGGCGCCAUCUGGACCAGGCCAAGAACCAACAGGAGCCGGAGCCCCAGGACGCCGAGCUGUUCGAGCAGAAGAAGCGGAUGCGAGUGCCGCCCUACUACCUGCUGAUGCAGAAGAAGCGCUCCUACCCGGUCCUCCCGUGGCUGCCCUACAACGGCGACAAGAGGAAGCGCUUCCCGGUGGCCAAGAGGAGCACCACCAACUCAAACCCGGAGUCGCCGCUGGGCAGGACCGAUGAGCGAGUGGCCCAGGAGCUGAGCGAGUUGUUUGGCAAGCCCAGCGAGACCCAAUCGCACGCCGAGGAGAAGCGCAAGCGAUCGGCGGACGAGGAGCCGAAAACCGCCAGCCAUCAGCCGGAAUCUCCGCCAGCCACGGCCACCGCCUUGGGCGACAUGCGGCUGGAGAUCAACUUCCAGCGGGUGAACGUCACUGCCAAGGAAGCCUCCACAUCCGCUCCCCCGACGGCUGGCGAAAUGGUUCAGCACGGCGGACACGCCGGUCACCACGGUGGUCAUGUGCCGGGAAUGUCACCCGAGUACCGCCACCGCAAGCGCAGUGACCACUCCGCGCAUGGCGAGAACGUCGAGGAUCCGGAGGCGGAUGAGCACGACGAGGAGGGCGAGGAGAGCUCCGACGAGGACGAUCAUGAUGAGUUCGACGAGGAGGAUGGCGAGGGCGACUUGGAUGGCGAUGAGGCCGAGGAGCACCGGCGCAAGAAGAAACGGGCUGCUGCCAGUCUGUCCGGCAGCAGUGGUGGCUCCAAACACCUUCGUGCCCCCACUGUAGGCCACCUGAUGCUCCGGGCCAAGAAGUCCAUCGAUUGGUCGCAGUACUUUGGCUUGGAUCGCAAGAAGAAGUCCGCCCAGAAGAAUGAGGAAUUCAAGAAGCGGAGCGAGACGGACAGCAGUGGCAACAAUGAUGACAACGACGAGGAUGAGAGCCCCGAGGAGGAGAAGAAGAAGCGCGACUUGGAUGUGGAGAAACUGGACAGCAUGGACAGGAAGCUGCAGUCCAUCGAGGACUUCAUCAUCGACGAGACCAUCAAGUACACGGGUGCCCACGAGGGUCUGAACAGCAAGGAGGAUAUCCGCAGGAUUAAGGACCAUGUCCUCUCCCGCUUGGCCACCGCCUACAGCUUGGAGAAGAUGCGUCGGGCUCUGGACAAGUUGAGGAGGUCGGUGGAGAACGACAACCACCUGAUGCGCAAUGCCAUCGAACCGGAAUCGGAGGAGAACGCCUUGGACUCCAACUACUGGCAGGCCAAGAAGUCCGUGAAGAAGGAUCAGGCCGAGGAUCUGGCAGAGGAUGAGAAGCCUCCGAAGGACAUGGAGAAGAAGAAGCGCAGUGGCUACUUGCGCUAUCCGGAGCAGCCAAACACUAUGGAGGAGGCUCUCAGCCUGGGCAGUGCUCCAUACGAGACCCUGAACGACGCCUACUUGGGCAACAAGAACUACAUCGUGGGAUCCAACCAGUGCCCCAUCAUCGAAUCGAUGGCGGAGCGUUGUCGCGGCGUUGAUCUCAUCUCCGGGGACAUCAAUCAAGAGCUCUUGCCACUCUGCGGCGUUCACCAGAUAUGCUACUUAUGUGGCGCUUCCCAGGUGGCCUGCGACUAUCAGUAUUUGGCGGAGGCGGACGGCGUGUGCGGCGAUAGCCACGAGUGCCAGUCGGCGGCCCGCUCCAUCCUGAUGAUCCUGCGCGGAUCGCCCGGACGGCAACUGGGUCCGCGGGAGUGCUUGAAGAACCCCUGCUUGUACAGGGCCAUGAGGGAGAUCGGGCUUUAAGCGGACUGUGCCGGACUGCCGCCCAGAGUUUUCCUAACGUCUUUUUGUGUGCGUUUAAAAAGAAAAAACAAAAAUCGAAUAUCGAAAAAUUGGAAAAAUGGAAAUAAGAAAAUAAUGCCGUAAUGCAACCCAGAGAGAGAAGAUUUAAUAUGAGCCCAAACAGAAACAAAAUACAAACCAUGCUGAACUGGCGAAAAUCAAACCAAUUGAUUCCAAACUAAACAGUCGUCGCAUAUAAAGACAUAAUAUUUUGAUGGAUUUUCCUGUCUGCCUUUCGGGGCAGCAGCAGCCAACUAGAGUUUACCAGAUACCUAAAGAGAUACAUCUAUAUAUAUAUAUAUACAAUUUCGAUUCUGUUCAUCGCAGUAGGCGCCCGAAUGUGGCCCGAUUUAUUUCGUUUUAAGUGUUUAGUGGGAAAUAACAUUUUUCGAAACAUAUUUGCAAGUUUUAUGAAUGUUUAAGUGUACAAACGUGAUCAUAACCGAAACAUAUGCGUAACCAAACAAACAAGUAUUUAAUCCUCAACCAGCUUCAAGUAAUUUGUUUCGCUUCGACAUCUUACGGAAAGCAGAGCUCACAUUGGCAGCUACUCCUCCAAAGUCAUCGCUAGAAUGCUUCCAUUCGGUUCGACUUGGAUGUGCAUAUAUAUCACCUAUAUCGCAAAACAACACAUUACACUUAUAACGAUUUUAGCCUACACCGAGGAAUGAACUAUCUGUGCGAAACUCACUGGCAGAGUAACUAACUAUCAGAGACUUCUCUCUCCCCGCAUUACUCUUCUACAGAUGAACAUAUACAUAAAUGUGUUUCAACGUGCUUACAAUAAAUGGACAUAACUAAGACAAAUAUUUAAAACUCUAACAAAUCUAUAGAUGUGAUUAUUAAUAUACAAGGAGUUUAAUAAAUGUAUAAAUCUUUUAGGGCAGCAUAUACCAAUCUGAACAGCAGCAAGACGUUUGGUUGCAAAAUCAAAAUAUUAUAUUAUAUUACAGUUUGAAAAACAAAACAAAAAGAACGUAUUUGAAAAUAUUUAUUGCUAUACAGUUAUCAUAAAUGUCGAAUAUAAAUAUAUCGGGGAAAUCCCAUAAAACAAUUGUGUUUUACUUGGGGUUUGCUUUUUUGUUAAGCUAGCUGGAGAUUGUCUGUCAUUCGUAAAACAUCGUUUUAAAUGUUUUCACAAAAUCAUGAGCAUCAAAGUCACUCCUGCAUAAUGGAUCCUUCUACACAGGCUGUUGUUCCUUUGGGACGCAAAGAUAAUAACAUCCUCUUUCGAAGACGCAUUUCCUUUCCCAUUUACCGGCGCCCUGGACUACAGAACAGAUCAGUUUCCUCGUCAUUUACUGCAAACUAUCUCAGGAAUGUCGAAAAAACAGUAAUGGACUAGCGUAAUAAUUAUAUUUAUUUAUCUCUCAUAACAUUAAACUCAUCAUAUAAAAUA
This is a messenger RNA of Drosophila ficusphila, 4042 nucleotides long. RefSeq lists its product as uncharacterized. The record is from RefSeq and is a predicted model, not a curated record. Bases 244 to 2604 code for a protein of 786 amino acids. The transcript has 7 exons. NCBI's taxonomy places the organism in Eukaryota, Metazoa, Arthropoda, Insecta, Diptera, Drosophilidae.